ACUAAUUUCUCAUCUUAUUUUAAAGUUUAGAAUAAUAACUGAACAAUAUGGAAUAUUAUGGGCUGGAAUCGGUCUGCUACAUCUGGCAACACUGUUUGAACACUUUAGUCACAUGACCAGGGUGUUUCAGAUAAUGCUUGGAAAAGUCUAGAUCGGAUACAUGGCCAGGUGAAAAUAAAUGAAAUUUUUAAUAAAUAAUAACAAUAUUUCUCGUUAACGUCCGGCAACAACUACCGGUGCUUCGAAACGUCAGUUUCACGUCACCCAGACGUACAGGAAGAGCAAAUUAAAAGUGAAACAGCCGUUCGAUCUUGCAGAGGGCAGAUAGCACCGCAUUUUAAAAUCAGGUUAACGUUAAAAAAUAAUUAACUGUUUUUCACCGUAAGUGACUUAGGCAGUGAGUGACGAUGUUGGGAAAAUCCAGGGAAAAAAUAUUGGUCUUAUUCCAGCUGAUGUUGCUGUCGACUGAAAUGUCUCUGCAGGAGAGCAUUGUGGGUUUUAUUGGUGACUCAGUUGUUUUGGAAUGCUCUUCUGGACAACCUGAGCUCACAGUUCAAGACAUCACAGUGCGCUGGAGACACAAUAAUCUGAACGUGUACGACAUUAUUAAUGGACAAGUUUCAGUAGAGGGACAAAAUCAAGCAUAUAAGAACAGAGCUGAUACCUUCCCUGAUGAAUAUAAGAAUGGAAACUUCUCGCUCAAACUCAACAAUCUUCAACACAGUGAUAAAGGAAGUUACACGUGCUAUAUUAUAAAUGAAUCAAAAUAUAAGAGUGUCAAUCUUAUUGUCGAAGAAAAACAAAAGAAAACGAGCCACGGAACAAAACCAAGACCAGAUUUGACCUUAAUCAUUUUUGCUAUGUGUAUUGGAAUUUUUUUUCUUGUGACUAACUCAGCCACAGGUUUUUUUGUGCCGGUCCCGAGCCCGGGUAAAUGAGGAGGGGUUUAAGCAGAAUUUCCACUAAGUCAGAUGGUCGCUCUGCACAGGCAAGAACUGAGUGACUUCCUGAAAAACAUUUUCUUUCUGCGUCUGCCCAUCUUCGCCUACACACAAAAAGAACAACAUCUGCACCUCGUCUGCUGAUCUUUGAUGCAGCUGUUUUAUAUUAUGUGCAGCAGUCGUUUAAAAUAAUCCCACAGUGACGUAAGCACAUUUAGCACUCAGUUAUUCUUGGCAGGAUAGUCCUGUUAUGGGCCAAACUUAGACAGAGCAAGGGACAGCAGCUGCAAUUCAGCACGAUGGGGUAAUAGAACAAAACUCAAGAUCGUAAACAACUGUGAUUAAUGAUGAGCUAAUUUAAAUACUUAAAAUUUCAGAAAUGAUCUAGGAGGAGUCCAAACUAACAGGGUCUUGGCCUGAAGGCAUUUGCAAGUUAACAAUUAAAAUCAUAGCACCACCAGAUGGCCAACACAAUUAAUCAGUUGCAAAAAUGUUUAAAAGAAUUUCAAAAAUGUACUAUCUGACUGCAGAUUUGCAUAUGGAAGGUGAGAUAUGCAAGGCAUUUUAGAAUGAUCAUAUUUGGGGGUCAAUGUGGCCACUAAAAUAUUUUAAGUUGUUCUUAUUUACAGGAAUGCUGCAUUUUCUUUAAUCAUUGUUAAAAUGCUUGUUACACAAUAUUGUUAUCGUCUUGUCCUUGAUCAUUUUCAUUUAAAUUUUUUUUUUAAAAUGUCAUUCCUUUUUAGAAUAAAACUUGAAUGUGCUGCUC
Molecule: messenger RNA, 1707 nt
Organism: Danio rerio (zebrafish)
Lineage: Eukaryota; Metazoa; Chordata; Actinopteri; Cypriniformes; Danionidae
Source: RefSeq, a predicted model, not a curated record